AUGGUCUCUCCCUCUUCUACAGCUGGCAAGCGAGCCGCUGGCAGGUCGGCGGCUGGCCCGCAGAGAACAAGAGAUCGAUACCGAAUCCGACGCCUAAAGCACGACCUAAAGCACGAUGACGGACCCGACGCAUCCGACGAGGAGGCGCCGCAAAAGACCGACGCCAUCAUCGCCCCGCGCCCCAGGAUCUCCGACUUCUUCAAGAAACCGCCUGGCAGCCGCAUCACUGCAGCCGAAUGGGACGCAAUAAAGCCAAAGUUUACCGAGCUUUACAUUGCCGAGGAGAAGCCAAUCGAUCUGAUUGUCCGGCUGCUUGCCAAGGAUUUCGUUCUCAGAUGUGUCUACCGAGUCAAGCUAUGGGGCCUCGACAGGAUCCGCAAAGGGGAGACGAGGGCUUCGUCCGAUCACCCGCGAACGCGGUCAGCAGUCCGCAAUCAGGAAACCAAGGAGGACCCCUUGAUCGCGCAAUUUGGCCAAGUGCUGGGUUCAAAGCUACGAGCCUUGCCCGCCUUCGCUAGCAUCUCAGGCAAACUGCCUGUGCGACCUCCGACAGAUACUUCCAAAUCCGGUGUGCAAAACUUUCUCUACGGAGCGCCAGAGUACAAGGAGCACAGAAGGAUGGAGUCGGAGAGAUCAAAAGCAUGGAGGAUGAUCGACAAGGGCUUGGAGCUGCAACCCCAGUUUGAGACCCGGCGCCUACUUCCAGACGACGAUCACUGGCUGGACGCCUUGGGCCCGGACCCAACGCAAGAGGAAGGCUCUCCCGAGGCCGUCACGUCUCUUGAUAGACAUCAGCCAGGGCACAGCGGAGCGCUAUUCACUGACUCGGGCUAUGCAUCCGGGCCCAUGGCCAGGCUCUUGGGAGCAAAAGACGCGCAACACUCACUCGAAACCCGAGCAAAUCCACUCGGCGUUGCGACAAGCGUUGAGGACGACACGAGAACAUGGUACACGGGCCCAUCAGCAGAUGACAACAUCACCGCCCGACACUAUAUCGAAGAACUUGCUAUUAGCAUUUAUAGUAACCUUCGGUUGAAGGAGCACGGCGGACAGUGGGAGGACAUUGGCCACUGCGCGCCAAAACUCCUCAAAGCCUUUGCUAUCAAGCUGGGCCAUUUGUCCAAUACCCCAAUGCACCUUGAAGCCAUGCGAUUUAUACACAAACAUUGCAGCGAGAUUGCUGACCAUAUCGAGAUGUUGUACCGGCAUGGGAACGACCCGGCUGACGUUCAACGGGACAAUUCUUCCGACAUGUCACUGUCUGAAAAAAUGGCCUUGUGGUCUAGGAACGAGGAUGUAACGAUUGUUGAGCCCGAUUGUGGCGAUGUCCCCGUCAUGGAAGACGAGAGGAUGUCUCGCCCCGAGGCAGAAGAGGACCAACUUUCCGACGGCUCUGGACGACUUGUGGCUGACGGCACUGGUGCUGCAGAGCUGUCUGCAUACAUGGAUCUUAUCCUCGACAGCCCUGCCUAUAAGUGGCUGUUGUCCAGCCUAAGGAACGAGACACUCUUAACGGCCAAUACCUCGGGAGGGGAACCCGGCGACGACAGCAUCAAAUCCAAGAUACUGGACAAGCUUCCCCGGGGCGAGGUCAGCCGACGCAGAGCCCCACUAGUCUACGACGUUCAGUUUGAGCUCGUUUGGUGUCUGAGCAAUUUUCUAAGCCGCCUCAAAGACGGAGGCGAAUCCUCACUAGCCGGUGACUUUAGCAUAAUUGGAGGCUCGAAUUCAUUCCAGGCAACCUACUCGUUGCCGUAUUUCAAGCAGACCUGGGCGUCUGGCUCGGAGCGCCUCCUCCGACUGAUACAAAAAGUCCUGCUUGAUGGGACCGAGUUGACAUCAUGGGUAAAAAGCUCGCAGUUAUUCCUCCGAGCACGAGGCACUGCCUACUCAGUCGCAGAAUGCGGUGAACAGUUCACCUGGCUCAGCGCCGCUUGGUUAUCCCGAGCGCUGCAGCAGGAGACACACCACUGGGCUGGGUACUGCAAGCCGAUGGUUGCAGUCGCUUCCGUCGAUCGCCACGCUCGAUAUGCAGAGGUGAACACCGUAAUGCGGCUGAUACAGUACGCUUCGUUCAAUAUUGGUUUUCAGUUUGGUCGAGAUGAACACGACAUGACCCGCACGGGUGUGGGCAGCUGGCGUGGUCUCUUCCGAAACCCUGUCGCCAUCAAAGGCCUUCCGAUACUUCGCCGUCCUGCCUCUUGCCCCGGACUGGAACUUUCAAUCAAUAUGAUGAAGGAGCUUACCGGCACGGGACAGCUCAUGAAAGCCAGCGGAAGGGUCUGCAUCAAAGGCUCACGUGGCUCACUGGUCUUGUACCGACUGCUCCAAGACAUCGUCAUCUGGACUGUGGCUCUUGGCUCGCCUGGAGAUCCUCUAUUCACGAGUAAGAACCCUGCUUUAUCGGCUGAGCAAUUGGAACGACUCGACCUCGCGUUGUUUGAGUCGGCGCCGUGCAGACACAUCGUUGUCGAUCAUCUUGGUAAGUAA
Molecule: messenger RNA, 2490 nt
Organism: Purpureocillium lilacinum
Lineage: Eukaryota; Fungi; Ascomycota; Sordariomycetes; Hypocreales; Ophiocordycipitaceae
Source: RefSeq, a predicted model, not a curated record